CACAUUAUGUCAGUGGAAGGCCAAGACCGAUCCGUGUAAACAUUGCCAUUCACAAUGCAGGCCCUAUACUACGUCACCCACUGAAUGCCAGCAUUACAGGCCUAAAGGUAUCUUUUAAGGACAAGAUGUCACGAACCAAUCAAGCUGUCAGACAGAUGCACAAACAAACGACUAUACAGGAGACUACCACAGACCCCACACACCGAUGGAGAAAAAGAAGACGGAAAAAGAAAGCCUCACAUGACCCCACCUGGACACCAGACCAGUCACAUGACUCCACCUGGACACCAGACCAGUCACAUGACCCCACCUGGACACCAGACCUGUCACAUGACCCAACCUGGACACCAGACCAAUCACAUGACCCAACCUGGACACCAGAGCAAGCGGACCUGGACAAUUCCAACCAUACCCAGAAUCGGCAGAAACUCCGAGCGGCGAGGAAAAGAACCCGGCCGCUUGCCAAAUUGCCACCGAUAGCAGGCCUCACAAAGAGACCCAAAGUCACUG
Messenger RNA from Aplysia californica (California sea hare), 510 nucleotides. RefSeq lists its product as uncharacterized. The record is from RefSeq and is a predicted model, not a curated record. NCBI's taxonomy places the organism in Eukaryota, Metazoa, Mollusca, Gastropoda, Aplysiida, Aplysiidae.